Molecule: messenger RNA, 2190 nt
Organism: Xiphophorus maculatus (southern platyfish)
Lineage: Eukaryota; Metazoa; Chordata; Actinopteri; Cyprinodontiformes; Poeciliidae
Gene: nt5c3b
Product: 5'-nucleotidase, cytosolic IIIB
Exons: 9
Coding region: 82-951 (289 amino acids)
Cellular component (GO): cytoplasm
Molecular function (GO): magnesium ion binding; 5'-nucleotidase activity
Source: RefSeq, a predicted model, not a curated record
GUGUACUUAGCCGGUACACAUAGUUCUCUUGCUCUGCAGACUCUGCCCGAAAAAGCCGCUAGGCACAAUUUGUUAUUAAAAAUGAUUCCAGAGCUGUCCAAUGGAUCCGUGUUGAUGAAGGAUCCUCAGAGGGUACAAGAUAUCCUGAAGUCCCUGUUAGACUCUGGACCCAACACGCUGCAGGUGAUCUCGGAUUUUGACAUGACCCUGACGAGAUUCCAAUACAAUGGGAAGCGAUGUCCUACGUGUCACAAUAUUCUUGACAACAGCAAAGCCAUCUCCGAAGAGUGCCGCCGAAAGCUGAAUCAUCUUCUCCAGACUUAUUAUCCCAUAGAGAUUGACACAUCACGCUCAGUUGAAGAGAAACUGCCUUUAAUGGUGGAGUGGUGGACCAAAGCUCAUGACCUUCUUGUGGAGCAGAAAAUUAAAAAAGAGGAGCUGGCUGCGGCAGUGCGUGAGUCUGAUGCAAUGCUGAGGGAGGGUUAUGAGCUGUUCUUCGACCGUCUGAACCAGCACGCUAUCCCUCUGCUCAUCUUCUCCGCUGGAAUCGGAGACAUCCUGGAAGAGGUGAUACGGCAAGCCAACGUCUUCCACCCCAAUGUCAAAGUCAUCUCCAACUACAUGGACUUUGACGAAUUGGGGAUAUUGAGGGCUUUCAAGGGAGAGUUGAUUCACAUCUACAAUAAAAGAGAAAGUGCGCUGCUAAACACGGGCCAUUUCGAGGAGCUGCGGUCAAGACCAAAUGUCCUGCUGAUGGGAGACUCUCUGGGGGACCUGAACAUGGCUGAUGGAGUUCAGAAUAUGAAGCACAUCCUCAAGAUUGGGUUCCUGAAUGACAAGGUUGAGGAGCGCAAACAGUCCUAUUUGGACUCCUAUGACAUUGUGUUGGUGAACGAUGAAUCCUUGGAAAUUCCUAAUGCUGUCCUCCAUCUUCUUACUGGUAACAACUGAUCUGUUUUUCAUCCCUGGCUGUAAAACACUCCAGGACCAUCGGCUGAGCAGCUACCUGCUCUCCCAGUGUUACCAGGAAUCUUAUCAAAGACUCAAUGAAAAUAAAUAGCAUAGUGCUUUGCAAAAGUAUUGACACCACUUGAACUUCUUCACAUUUUGUAAUGUUGUAGCCACAAAAUGCAAUGACUUUCAUGCAAUUCAGUGUAUAAUUUUGAACUGGUAAGAAAGAGCACAUGUUAUUAUUUUUUGUCAUUUUCAAAUCAAUACUUUGUGGGACCAAGUUUCCAUUACAAGUAUUUUGGGGGACUUCUUUACCGCCUUUUCCUAUCCAGAGAUCAAAAUUUGAGCCAAUUCUUUGUAAAAUAGUUCAACCCCAGUAAGAUUGCAUGGGAAGCAUCUGUAAACGUCAAGUUCCAAGUGUUACUACAUAUUCUUAGCUGGAUUUAGGUCUGGAUUUUGACUGGAAACCUGAAUAUGCUUUGAUCUCAACUAGUUGUGUCCAGUCCUCAAGGGCCGGUGUCUUGUAACCUUUAUGUGUCCCUGGUCCAACACACCUAAAUCUAGCAGCAGAAUUACGUCCUCACUAUCCAGGUAAGUUCUCCAAAGUCCUGAUAAGGACCUAAUUGUUUGAUUCAGGUGUGUUGAAGCAGAGACUUGACUAAACAUUUGUCUUAGAGGUUGGACACCUGUGAUCUAGUUCAUCCCAUUGUAGCUUCCAUGUUUAGGGUCUUUGUCUUGUCUCAAGUGUUGCUGCCACCACAAUUCUUCAUGUAUUGAGGUUCUGGUAUUUUUCCAUCACAUAUAAUUUUGCAUGUAGGCAAAGAAUGUUAAAUUUUACUCUCAUCUGACCAACUCAUCUUGUUCCACAUGUUGGCUGUGUCCCUAUAUGACCUUAGGACUGAUUACAAGGCUUGUCUUUGCUCUCUUCUUGCCAUCUGAAAAAGUUCAAAAGGUAUUCAUUCUUUUUGCAAGGCAUUGUAUAUGAUUGUAUUUUGCUGCACAAAAAACAAAACAAAACAAAAAAAAACUAAGAAUACCUGAGUGAGUCUGUGUCAGACCCCAAGUUUUUUUUAAGGCUGCAAACCUUACUAUUGCUUUGAGCUACUCUGGACCUGUAUGGAUUUUGUGGCAGCCAAAUAUAUGUGUAUGAGGUUUUUGAUACUUUUUAGUUCUGUUUAAGUAUUUCCUGUUUUAAUGUUGGAUUUAAUAUUUAAAAAUAAAAUGCACAAUAAAAAUGUG